Messenger RNA from Portunus trituberculatus (swimming crab), 3806 nucleotides. It is a transcript of the gene Nup107, whose product is annotated as nuclear pore complex protein Nup107-like. Lineage: Eukaryota; Metazoa; Arthropoda; Malacostraca; Decapoda; Portunidae. Gene Ontology annotation, molecular function: structural constituent of nuclear pore. The transcript has 18 exons. Gene Ontology annotation, biological process: mRNA export from nucleus; protein import into nucleus; post-transcriptional tethering of RNA polymerase II gene DNA at nuclear periphery. The coding region runs from base 89 to 3409 and encodes 1106 amino acids. Gene Ontology annotation, cellular component: nuclear pore; nuclear pore outer ring. The record is from RefSeq and is a predicted model, not a curated record.
AAUAAGACAAAGAUGUGUAAGUUUUGUUGUGGAGCUAAUCAAACAGCUUGAGCAACGUCUGCCUGACAAUGUUCAAGUCUUGCAGUCAAUGUCCUUACUGAGUGCAGGUGAAUGCUUGCAACCCAUAAAGCCUGGAAUAAUAGAUCUAGCAAAGAUGUUCACUGAGAGUGAUGAAAUUUUGACACGAAUUGACUUCCAGUGGAGAAAUCUACAUAAAAUACUGUGGAAGAAAAAUACUGACACAUCAGAACUCUGGGCUGAAAUAUCUUCGCACACAGAUGCAACUGGAGAAAACCCCUUCAGUGAUCUUGCAGAAUUGGCUUUGACUGUCCUAACACUACCUCACUCGAAUGCAGAUGUGGAACGCAUCUUCAGUCACAUGAAUAUCGUGAAGUCAAAGCUACGAAAUCGGCUGAGUAUCAAAAGCUUAAAUGCGUUGCUGACUAUUAGAUAUGGACUACGAAGAAAUGGAAGCUGCUGCUAUGAUUACAAACUGCCUAAGGAAGUACUUCAAAGUAUUGGAACACUUAAAGCAUACGAGUCAUCACAAUCUCCAGCAGGAUGCUCACACACAACCACAGCAGAGUGCCGCCACAGACGAAGAGAUUGGAGACUGGGAGCUGGCAGAUUUGGAGUAAAAUGUUGCAGGAAAGUGCGUGUGGUGUGUCACCAAGGAGACCCAGCCAUGUCGGGGUUCAAGAACUCACAGCUGGAGGACUCCCUCAUGCGGCUGGAUGCUGCAAUGGGCUCUCCCGGCGGUGGCGUCAUGAGGACCCCACGCAGGACCUUCACCUCCAAGUCUGCACGAGGAGAUGAUUCAGUUCUCGGAAGCCGUGAGGAAGGUCUGGGCACGAGACUAUCAAUAUUGCCUCAUACCACACACCUUAGUGUGUCUGGCCUGAGCUUCCUGGACAGUCCCACUGGCAUGGUGAAGGAUGUCACAGUUCCCUUGUCUGUGGUGCCGGAAGACACUACCAUGGACAUGACCAGUGCUGCCCUUCUGGCUCAGGAUGAUCCUGGCGUCAGAGCCACGCAGGUUCUGUUUUCUGAGUUCAUCAACAUCAUGGUGGGUCACCCAUCUGAGGCACAGGUGUGGGAAGAACUGGAGCAGUAUGAGCAGGCUUGUGCCCAGCAAGUGGAGUUUCUUGGAAAGCUCAUCCGGAAGGCACCAAGACACCACACAAACUUCACAAACACACAAAGGAUCUUUCAACAAUUGUUGCAUGAACGCAACACAUGGCGUCUUCUUGGAUCUCUGUACACUGAACGCCUGGCAGAGGAUGACUCAAAGGACUCCCCAAUGGAGGAGGAGCCCACCACUGACCUCAAAGUAGUCACCAACCUUUAUGACUCCAAUCGCACCAUCAGAGAGGCCCAAAUAGUCAUUGAUUGGCUAGAGAACAUCGCUUUUGACAAUUUCAAGACAUGUUAUGAUGCAGUGGAGUAUUUUGGAGGCACACAUAUUGCCUGGGAAAACACUCUGAAAACUCUGAGGAAUGAAAAUAGUGGCAUUGUGCAGCCCCUGAAAGGUUCCCGGCCUCUUGUCAAAUCCCUGGAUCCUGAUUCAUGUCUGCGAGAAAGCCGGCCCCUGCAUGACCUUGAUCAGGAGGAUGAAAUGCGUCUGCUGUUGAAUGUGCUUGUUUGUGUGCGGUCUGGGCAGGUAUCACUGGCACAGGAGCUGUGUGUGCGUGCUGGCCAUCACUGGCGAGCUGCUUCACUGGAAGGCUGGAAGCUGCACCAUGACCCGAACCCAAAGGAUCCCUCUCAGCGUCAGCCAAUCACUGGCAAUGCAUAUAGAGAUGUGUGGAAAGCUGUAGCAUGGAGGAUAGCCAGUGAUGAGCGUUUAGUGGUGAAUGAGCGUGCCAUCUAUGGGGCGCUGUGUGGCCACCUGCCAGCCAUGCUACUAGCCUGUGACAAGUGGGAGGACACGCUGUGGGCAUACACCCGCACCAUGGUGGACCAGUGGGUGGAGGAGCAGCUCAGGGCAGCAACCACACAUUUGCGCAGCCUCCAUCCUUUACCUAAGGACUAUCCUGAGGAGAAGCUAACUCUGAAAGCAGUAUUUGAAGCAGUGGAACAGCGGAUGAAAAUUCAAAAGGAGCAAGGAAAGAAUUUGUACUACCUUCUGCAGAAAUAUCUCAUACUUGAUGAUAUGGAGAGCCUGUUGCAGGAGGCUCAUGUAUGGCUGAAUGAUGGCAUUGCUCCCCACCUGCUGCGCUGCCUCACACAUGUUGUGCUUUUCUUGCGCAAGAUUGGCCGCAUCCCUCAGCAGCUAGAGCCUCAUUGCAUUGACAUUCUGGAGGCCUGUGUCAAGGAAGCUAUCGAACGGGGAGAUGUGGAGCAGGUGGCUUGGUAUACUUCUGUCCUGCCUCAGUGGCUACAGGUGGAAUGGUAUGCUCGCUUCCUUCAUAACAUUACUGAUGACCACCAUCGCCAUCAUGCUCUGCAGCUUGCAUCCUCGGUGGGACUGGACACUCAUGCCAUCACCUCAGCUGUGGUGACCAACAUCAGGUUGUCUUCCAGUGGCCGUGAUCCUGACAGUGAUGUCGUGUCAGAAACUACAGCCGAGGACCGGGUUAAGAUCAGUGCCAUCGAUUGGCUGUUGUAUGACCCACAGCAGCGGUCCGAGGCUCUCCGUCAGGCUAAUGCUCUCAUGCGUACCUUCCUUGUCUCACGCAAGAUUGGAGCCACUCGGGUGCUGUUCAACAAGCUCCCUAGUGACUCUGUGAAUAUCAUCAUAAAGGAAUAUGAAGCAGAGACGGGCAAAGCAGAAGUCCCAUCACACUCUGAAAACAUCGUCAGAGAAUACUUUUGCAUUCGCACUUUCCUGGAUGCACAGGACUCUUUCACAGACUGGUUUGACCACUACCACCAGAAGAGACCCACUGCUCCCAAGAAGUGUUCCCAGAAUGCAACAUUUGCCCAACAGGUGGCAUAUGAACAAGCAGAGCAGCAGUACAAAGGAGAGAUGGAGCGCUGGAAACAAACUCUUAACCUCAUCACCACGACUGCCUGUGACCGGCUGUACAAUGUGCUGCUGUUCCCUGAUGGAGGCUGGCUGGUGGACACAAACCUUGAGGAGCAGGAACAGGAUCCAGCAGGAACCAGUGCACAAGAGGGGAGUGCUGAGGGCCAGGCAGAAACUGCAGAGCCCAACCGUUCCCACCACCUUAGUGUACUGCGGUCCAUCUACAUCCCUCAGGUUGCAUCUUUGCUUCAAAAUAUUCUUCAUGCCACAGAAAAGUACAAAGAAUGUCUACAAUUAGCUGAUUUGAUUGCUUCAGAACAGUACCAGUUAUAUAAGGCAUUUGGGAGAUGUGAACUACAAAGAUUUUUAUUGAAAUUACAAGAGACAUCCAGAGAACUCCUAGACCAGAAUUGUGAUGCAUUGGGCUACCCUCUGCAUUAAAGCUGUUUUAUUUUUACCUGGCAGAUCUUGUCACUAGACCUUGUGACUUUACAUUUUAGAAAAUGGAGAGCUCUUGAUCCUCAAAACUCAAGCUGUGCCAGUGUUUAUAGAGCUUUAGUAUUUCCUGUGAUGACACCUCUGGACGGGACUCUUGUAGACUGAAUUAUCAUUUUGUCUUGAUGAUAUCGUACAUUGCAGAGAUUUGGGCAGAUCAUGUUGGAAGAAGUGUUGAACAGAAACUAUGAAAUUAUUGUUCUUUUUUUAUAUCAUGAAAAGCAGUUUUGUGUUGAGUGAUUUUUUAUAUGUUAUUUGUUCAAUUUUAUUAGUGAAUAAGCAGUUAUGUACUGCAUAUACUUGUAAAAUAUUCCAUAGUUUUAAUAAAGUUUUGUAGUCAACA